AUGACAUUUGUGAAGAACGAGCUGAAGAUGUUCAAGAGGAUUCUUAGUCCAGAACUCCCAGAAGGCUUUGAGAGUCAGAAGCAGGAUAAGGAAGUGGUGUACCCUGAAGAUGAGCAGCAGGAGAGCAAUUCAGAUGAUCCUGCUGUGAUUUGCCAACGUGAACUCAAAUCUAAUCUAAAGAAGAAGUUUCAAUGUGUAUUUGAGGGGAUCACUAAACAAGGAAACCCAACACUUCUCAAUAAGAUCUACACAGAGCUCUACAUCACAGAGGGUGGAACAGGAGAGGUCAAUAAUGAACAUGAGCUGAGACAGAUUGAGACAACAACCAGGAAACAAGCAAGACCAGAGACUCCAAUCAAAUGUAACGACAUCUUCACACCCUUAACUGGACAAGACAAACUUAUCAGAACUGUGCUGACAAAGGGAGUCGCUGGCAUUGGAAAAACAGUCUCUGUGCAGAAGUUCAUUCUGGACUGGGCUGAAGGAAAAGCAAAUCAGGAUGUCCAAUUUGUAUUUUCAUUCCCUUUCCGGGAGCUGAAUUUGAUGAAAGAGGACAAACACACUUUCAUUAAACUUCUCAAUCACUUCUCAAUGGAAACCAAAGAAUCAAGAAUGUCCAACUACGACAAGUACAAUGUUCUGUUCAUCUUUGAUGGUCUGGAUGAGUGCCGACUGCCCCUAGACUUCCAGAAGAACAAGAUCUGUUGUGACGUCACAGAGUCAACCUCAGUGGAUGUUCUGCUGACAAAUCUCAUUAAGGGAAAUCUGCUUCCCUCUGCUCUCAUCUGGAUAACUACCCGACCUGCAGCAGCCAAUAAGAUCCCUUCAGGGUGUGUUGACCAAGUGACAGAAGUACGAGGGUUCAAUGACCCACAGAAGGAGGAGUACUUCAGGAAGAGAUUCAGUGAUGAGGACCUGGCCAGCAGAAUCAUCUCACACAUAAAGACAUCAAGGAGCCUCCACAUCAUGUGCCACAUUCCAGUCUUCUGUUGGAUUUCUGCAACAGUCCUUGAACACAUGCUGAAACAUAAGAGAGAAGAGAUGCCCAAGACUCUGACUGAGAUGUACACACACCUUGUGGAGUUUCAUACCAAACAGAAGAAUGCAAAGUAUCUUGGGAAAGAAGAGACAGGUCCACACUGGAAUAAAGAGAGCAUUCUGUCACUGGGAAAACUGGCUUUUCAACAGCUUGUGAAUGGCAAUCUGAUUUUCUAUGAAGAAGACCUGAAGGAGGCUGGCAUUGAUGUCAAUGAAGCCUCAGUGUACUCAGGAUUGUGCACACAGCUCUUUAAAGAGGAGUGUGUGCUGUACCAGGACAAGGUGUACUGCUUUGUUCAUCUGAGCAUUCAGGAGUUUCUGGCUGCUGUAUAUGUGUUCCUCUCACUCAUCAACAACAAAGAGAAUGUAAUAGACAAACUGCAAACAAAGUCCAGUAUCUUUACUUUGCUGUUCAAUGACAAUCCUGAAUUUACUGUCUACAGGAGUGCUGUGGAUAAAGCCUUACAAAGUGAGACAGGAAACCUGGACCUUUUCCUCCGCUUCCUUCUGGGCCUCUCACUGGAGUCCAAUCAGAAGCACUUACAAGGUCUACUGACAAAGACAAGAAGCAACUCACAGACCCAUGAAGAAACAGUCAAGUACAUCAAGAAUAAGAUCGGGGAGAAUCCCUCUCCAGAGAAGUGCAUCAAUCUGUUCCACUGUCUGAAUGAACUUAAUGACCAUUCUCUAGUGGAGGAGAUCCAAAGCUACCUGAGAUCAGGAAGUCUCUCAGAAGACAACCUGUCACCUGCACAGUGGUCAGCUCUGGUCUUUGUGUUGCUGACUUCAGAAAAGGAUCUGGAUGUGUUUGACCUGAAAAAAUACUCCAGAUCAGAGGAAGGUCUUCUGAGGCUGCUGCCAGUGGUCAAAGCCUCCAGAGCUGUUCUGCUGUCAGGCUGUGGAGUCACAGAGGAAGGCUGUGCUUAUCUGGUCUCAGUUCUUGAGUCAAACCCCUCACACCUGAGAGAGCUGGACCUGAGUAACAAUGACCUGAAGGAUUCAGGAGUGAAGCUGCUCUCUGCUGGACUUGGGAAUCCCCACUGUAAACUGGAGACUAGACAGAUACCCUCACACCUGAGAGAGCUGGACCUGAGCUACAAUCACCCAGGAGACUCAGGAGUCAGACUGCUCUCUGCUGGACUGGAGGAUCCACACUGCAGACUGGAGAAUCUCAAUGUGGAACAUGGUGGAGAGAACACAAUGAAACCUGGGCUUAGAAAAUAUGUCUGUGAUCUCACACUGGACCUAAACACAGUAGACAGACGCCUCUCUCUGUCUGAGGAGAACAGGAAGGUGACACAUAGGAGACAGAAGCAGCCGUAUCCUGAUCACCCAGAGAGAUUUGAGGACUGGAAACAGGUGCUGUGUAGAGAGGGUCUGACUGGGCGCUGUUACUGGGAGGUAGAGAGGAGUGGGAGGGCUGAUAUAGGAGUGACAUAUAAAGGAAUCAGCAGGAGAGGAGGGGUUAAGGACUGUUGUCUUGGAUACAAUGACAAGUCCUGGAGUCUGUACUGCUAUGACAACAGUUACACAGCCUGGCACAAUAAUAAUUCCACUACCAUAGACGUCCCCUCCUCCAGCUCCCACAGAGUAGGAGUGUAUCUGGACUGGCCAGCCGGCACUCUGUCCUUCUAUAGAGUCUCCUCUGACACACUGACCCACCUGAUCACAUUCACCUCCACAUUCACUGAGCCCCUCUAUCCAGGGUUUAGGGUUUGUGAUGUUGACUCCUCAGUGUCUCUGGAAAUAAUAACUUGACACACACACACACACACACACACACACACACACACACACACACUGAGACACACAAACUCACACACACAGACACAGACAAACACACACACACACACUGAGACACACAAACACACACACUGGACACACACUGGAAACACACUGGAAACAAACAAACAUUGGACACACACACACAAACACACACACUGGACCAACACACACACACUGAACACACACACACUAGACACACUCAC
This is a messenger RNA of Oncorhynchus nerka (sockeye salmon), 3026 nucleotides long. Its product is annotated as NACHT, LRR and PYD domains-containing protein 4E-like. Gene Ontology annotation, molecular function: protein binding. The record is from RefSeq and is a predicted model, not a curated record. Gene Ontology annotation, biological process: intracellular signal transduction. The transcript has 6 exons. Lineage: Eukaryota; Metazoa; Chordata; Actinopteri; Salmoniformes; Salmonidae. The coding region runs from base 1 to 2796 and encodes 931 amino acids.